Pleuronectes platessa (European plaice) is the source of this 1137-nucleotide messenger RNA. It is a transcript of the gene mettl21cb, whose product is annotated as methyltransferase 21C, AARS1 lysine b. Bases 1 to 900 code for a protein of 299 amino acids. Gene Ontology annotation, molecular function: protein-lysine N-methyltransferase activity. The transcript is spliced from 6 exons. NCBI's taxonomy places the organism in Eukaryota, Metazoa, Chordata, Actinopteri, Pleuronectiformes, Pleuronectidae. Gene Ontology annotation, cellular component: cytoplasm; cytosol. Gene Ontology annotation, biological process: peptidyl-lysine methylation. The record is from RefSeq and is a predicted model, not a curated record.
AUGGAUUUGAUUUUACAGCUGAAGUACUGUAUAGACUUUAAUAUACAAGCUGACAAACACAACAGAGACGUGAGCGCACAACGAGACGAGGGGCUAAGAGGAGACCUGGUUCAGACGGUCUCCAAAACUGUGAGACAGAAGACUCCUGGAAACCAGACGGAGGAAAAUGACGAGAUCGAGGACGUGAAACUACAAACCAAGCAGGAAACAACAGACGAAGGACUCACAGACCAAAAAGUGAUGGCCGGAGAGGCUUUGGACCGGAGGAACAUCUGGGAGCCGAGUGUUUACUACGCUCUGGGGAAGGAGUCCUUUCAUUUUGCGGGUCAUGACAUCAGCAUCCGCGAAUCAAUAGAUAGUUAUGGCGCUCUGAUCUGGCCCGGGGCUGUCGCUUUGUGCCAGUUCCUGGAAAAUAACCGCAGUCAAGUGAACCUGAUGGACAAAGCUGUGCUGGAGAUCGGAGCCGGGACUGGUUUACUCUCCAUACUGGCAAGUCUGCUGGGGGCUUGGGUGACAGCCACCGACCUGCCGGACAUCUUGCCUAAUCUGACUUUUAACCUUCUGCGAAACACCAGGGGCCGCUCCCGCUACACCCCUCAGGUGGCGGCCCUGACCUGGGGUCAGCACCUGGAGCGGGACUUCCCCCAUCUCUCCUACCACUACGACUACGUGCUCGCGGCAGACGUCGUCUAUCACCACAACUCACUGGAGGAGCUGCUGCAGACCAUGCAUUACUUUUGCCAACCAGGAAGUCGAACAACGCUGCUUUGGGCCAAUAAGAUCCGGUUCCAGUCAGACCUGAGGUUCAGCGAGCGCUUUGAGAGCAGUUUUAACACGACGCUGCUCUCUGAGCUCCAACAGCAGGAGGUGAGGAUCUACCAGGCCACAGCGAAGGAGUGACAGGAGCCUGAGUUUUCCCAAAAGUUAAAAAUUAGGUGUUUGAAAAAAGAAAGAAAAGGUUUUAAUGACAUUCCUAGAUAGUGUUUUUGUUUGUUGUCACACAGACACAAAAUAAACUUCCUGACUCAAGUUUUCAUAAACUAUUUUAUUCGUCAGUAUUUUUUCAUACAUUUGAGACUUCAUUCAACUUUUGUUCAAUAAUUUGAUUUAAAAAAUAAAUGGAUUUAUUGUAAAUAU